Macrosteles quadrilineatus (aster leafhopper) is the source of this 1067-nucleotide messenger RNA. RefSeq names its product polyisoprenoid diphosphate/phosphate phosphohydrolase PLPP6-like. The record is from RefSeq and is a predicted model, not a curated record. Gene Ontology annotation, molecular function: sphingosine-1-phosphate phosphatase activity. Bases 158 to 805 code for a protein of 215 amino acids. NCBI's taxonomy places the organism in Eukaryota, Metazoa, Arthropoda, Insecta, Hemiptera, Cicadellidae. The transcript is spliced from 4 exons.
GCUGACUAUUCGGCUGUUGUGGUGGCUGUGAGAUGUUUGUUGUUUUUAGUUUUUUAUGCCGCCUGCGCCUGGUGUGUUUCGCCAUCUCUUCUUGCUGAAUGCUGCAGUGUUAACUUAGUUAUACUUUGUGUUUGAGAACUACGGUACCUAAACAACAAUGACUGGACAUCACGAAAAGCGCAAAGUGCCUCCUGCUCUAGAAAAGAUUCUAAAAACCGAUGUCUACCUCACUAACUCUCUGUGUAAUUUAAUGAACAAAUUUUUACCAUUUCGAUCCCUCAAGAUCCAUUACAAGUUGUUAGAGGUAUCAUGUGCCGGAUACGUUUGGUUGCCUGUAUGGAUCAUGCUAUUGUGGAUCGUAUGGAAAAAAGAACUCAUGGAAAUGCAAGUCAACUUUUUCAUUGGUCUUAUCACAGACAUCAUCUUAGUGGGAGUGUUGAAGGCGGUUUUCAGAAGACGAAGACCCGCCGGUAACCAACCUGACAUGUUGGGCUCAAUCGGCCCGGAUGUUUAUUCAUUCCCAUCCGGACACGUUUCCCGCGCGUGCUUCAUUGCCUACUUCUUCUUGAUUCUGUAUCCCAUUCAUUUCAUUUUCCGAUUGCCUCUGCUCGCUUGGGUGUUCUCCGUAAGCGCCAGUAGGAUUUUGUUGCGGCGUCACCACUUGCUUGAUGUUUUUGCUGGCGUUCUCCUCGGUAUUGUCAACGCUUUGCUGAUUUCGCUGAUCUGGCUCAGUGAAAACACUGCUGUUUAUAUUGUUUCCUUUAUUUCUGACGAAAGAAUCGAAGGUAGUGAGUAUGAUGUUUGAAAAGGUUGUAUUUUUGCCAUAUUAUGUUUGUUAAAAAGAUAAUGUAUAGAAAAUAUUUUCAUAUCUUAACAGAGCUUUUUGUACUUUUAUAAUGAGGUUGAGUCAUUUUGAAAGUGUUGUCCGUAUUGUUAAAAUGUUCACGUUGUUGUGAUUGUUAAAUCACUUGGAUGUGCAAAAAUUAAAAUAGUUAUGGACAUGGUAUUAUAAAAAAUACUUCAUCUAUACAUGAUCACAGAAAACAUAUUACUAUAACCCAGAAUGC